Molecule: messenger RNA, 1585 nt
Organism: Teleopsis dalmanni
Lineage: Eukaryota; Metazoa; Arthropoda; Insecta; Diptera; Diopsidae
Gene: rogdi
Product: protein rogdi
Exons: 7
Coding region: 352-1329 (325 amino acids)
Cellular component (GO): RAVE complex
Source: RefSeq, a predicted model, not a curated record
GACUGCUUUCAACGUGCAGUUGCCAUUUCGGUGAUUAGGUGUUAACUGGUGUUAAGUGGCAGUUAAUACUUCAAUUCGCGCGGUUGUUGGUCAUUGCGGUGCUGCGGUUACUAUCGAAAAAAGUUUGGAGGCAAAUUUAGUAUCUCAUCGUCGGUCGUUCUUCGUUCUUCGUUCGUCGUUUUCGUCUUUGUUGUUGUUGUUCUCAUUGUUGUUGUUGUUGUUGUUGUCGUAGUUGUCGUCGAGUAGCGUUAAUGUUUCGCUUACCUUAUUUAAAUUAUCGCGCCGAUCUGAGCGAUACUAUAGGAUUGAAAAAAUCCGGGAGUGUCGCAGAUAUGCCCAGCAAUAGUAGGUAUGCCAAUACAUUCUUCCUUAUGGAACUUAAUUGCCAAUUGGUCUUAUGUGCCAAUUGAACGACAGCGUAGCACAAACACAAACCGUCGACAGCAGCGCUACUUACCUGCUUUGCCUGAAUCAGAUGGCGAAGAAAAUAACACAACAGAAAAGAUAAAAAAAGGAAAACGAACAGUGAUGAUGUUGGACGCUGAAAGGGAGGAGGCUAGGAAUUUACAAAUUGAGUUUGAAUGGGUGCUGCGGGAGGAAGUGCAUGGUAUAUUAAAACAGCUACGCACUACAUUGAUUGAAUGCGCCCAUCGUUUUCCUGUGCCACUCUAUGAAAAUGAAGGCAAGAAGACGGAGAAAUUCAUACUCUCUGUAGCACCAGAUCAGCUAAAGGCAAUUGUCACUCUUACCGGGGACAGCAUAACUAGGGCAGACAUCAGUUUUAAAUUAUCCAAAGCACCUAAUCAAGUGCAACGCACGUCAAUCACUCAAGACUCACCGUGGAAACUGCAACAAAUCCAAGAUGCAGCCAAUCAUUUGCAGCAAGCAAUCAAUCAUAUCGAUGACGUGGAUGAUUCGUAUCAUUUCAAAACCUCUGAUGAAGUGCUGCAUGUGGUUGGAAAUAUUCUUGAAGCGCUGACACGCGGUCGUACAAGUUUAGUUAUACCUAAGAAGAAACCCAUAGAUGAAUUAAUCAAAUCACGAAAUAUGAAAUCAUUAGCUCCAAACUUAUCGGAAGACUUGGCUGUCAGCUUUUAUUUGCAAGGCCAUAAACUAAUUAUUGCCGUGUAUCAACUCACAAAUAUACAAGGCACAAUGAAGUUCGACUCAUGCCAGGCAGAAACAUCCGUGCAGUGGCUAAAUGAGGUGUUGUUAAUGUUUACUGCUGGUCUGAAGUUAUGUCAGCAAUUGAAGGACAAAAUUUCCGUGUUUUCUGUGUAUAAGGACUUUACAGUGGGUUCCAGAUCACCAUCAGCGCUUUCCUACUAAUUGUAUUUGUUAUAUAUAUUGUAAGAAUAGAAAGCAGUUGCUGUAAAUGUUUUUUUUUUGUUUUUGUUAAAAUAUUAUUCCAUAAAUGUUAAGAAUUUGUCUCUAAUAUCAGAGAGGCGUGAGGAAGUGCAAUGUAUAUUUUUAAGUUAGUCUAUUGGUGCUACUAUUUUAGACAUUAUUCUGAGUCAGUUUAGAAAAGACAGUUAAAAUAAUUAAUGUAAUUGAAAUUCGUUUGUCAUGUAUGUUAAAAUUACAA